UCUAACCUGGCAGAGUGAAGAAGCAGGAAACAGUGAUCUUUCAGGUUUCUGUCGAUUAAAAGACACUUCAUCUUUUUACCUGCUGUUUUGUCACACCAAGUGAAGGCCAUGGACAUGCUGAAGUCGAGGCAGAGCCAGCUGUGCAUGUGGCUUUCAGAUGACCCUGACUACAUACUUGAGCAGUGUGAGGAUAUGUUGUCCAUGAAAGAAUUCCGAGACAUACAAAAGCAAAGCAGUGAUCUCGAGAAGAUGAGACUGCUCUUGAAAAUAACAAUUGAAAAGGGAAGAGACACCUGCCAGAGCUUCUCUGACAUUCUGAGGCAGCAUCAAGCACAUUACCAGCAACUGCAACAGCUCUUCAGCUCUAACGCUCAAGGGUCACAGGCUCCAACAGUAGAAGCUGAUAGUAGCAGUGUUGUAAGCACCAGAGAAAUAACAAAUAUUACGGGAAAGUCCCUCUCAUUGAAGAUUGAAACAGUGAGUGGUGCAGGAAGUAGUCCAUCCGGGAAUAUUGUUGGACAGGGAACCCGAGCAGGUUACAGUGCAUGUGGAGGCAGUGUAAUAUGUGCUGAUAAAAUAUCCGGUGUCACUAUUGAUGGUGACAUCGAUUUGUCAGUAUCGGUGAAACCAUCACAAGUGCGUGCAGAUGCAGUAGAAAAGACACCACCUUCCUCUCAGGCCCCUGCUGCGAAAAUGAUCAAGAAGCACAAGGUGGAACUCAUUGACUGCCUGAGUGCGGAUCACUCCUUCAUUCUGCAGCACGUUCAAGCCAGAGAUAUUGUCACGGACAGAGAGUAUAAUCAUCUGAGGCAUAUCUCUCAGCCAAGAGAAGUUGUCACCAAACUGAUCGAUAUAGUUAUGGGCAAAGAUCAAAAAUCCAUUGAAGAUUUUAUUGACCUUCUCAAAGAAUCUGAUAUUCUUUGCACAUAUCCACAGCUCGAAGAAAUUACAAGAAAUUGGUGCUGAGGAAUGUUGAAUUCAAGUUUUUGCAAAUCAGUGUGAAAAAGUGAAAGAUAAUAUCUGAUGGUGUAUGUUUUAUAAGUUAUAUUUGAACUUACAGAUUGGUAUUUGUAAAUGUUGAUAAUAAUUGAAUGAUACCACACAUUAUGAAGUUCAAAAGCUGGUUGCUGCAUGUAACCUACCAAACCACUAGAGGUCACAAUUGAGCCAGUUUUGUUUUUCAAGUUUUGAGUCUGCCAUGGUAACAAUGAAAUUUACAAUGCAUUGUUGGAGCCUGUAUACUAAAAAUGUAUUAUUCUUCAUAAUAAAAAAAUGCUACAACCAGCUAAAUCAGUAUGAUUCAA
Seriola aureovittata is the source of this 1304-nucleotide messenger RNA. RefSeq lists its product as uncharacterized. The record is from RefSeq and is a predicted model, not a curated record. Gene Ontology annotation, biological process: regulation of apoptotic process. The coding region runs from base 109 to 966 and encodes 285 amino acids. Lineage: Eukaryota; Metazoa; Chordata; Actinopteri; Carangiformes; Carangidae. The transcript has 6 exons.